GGUCACCUCUGUAGCCACUCUAGCCAGUCAUUAGCCACUACAGUCAGUCAUUAGCCACUCUAGCCAGUCAUUAGCAACUCUAGUCAGUCAUUAGUCACUCUAGCCAGUCAUUAGCCACUCUAGCCAGUCAUUAGCCACUCUAGUCAGUCAUUAGCCACUAGCCAGUCAUUAGCCACUCUAGUCAGCCAUUAGCCACUCUAGCCAGUCAUUAGCAACUCUAGUCAGUCAUUAGCCACUAUAGUCAGUCAUUAGCCACUCUAGUUAGUCAUUAGCCACUCUAGACAGUCAUUAGUCAUUCUAGCCAGUUAUUAGCCACUCUAGCCAGUCAUUAGUAAUUCUAGCCAGUUAUUAGCCACUCUAGCCAGUCAUUAGCCACUCUAGUCAGUCAUUAGCCACUAGCCAGUCAUUAGUCACUCUAGCCAGUCAUUAGCCGCUCUAGCCAGUCAUUAGCCACUCUAGUCAGUCAUUAGCCACUAGCCAGUCAUUAGCCACUCUAGUCAGUCAUUAGACACUCUAGUCAGUCAACCACUAGCCAGUCAUUAGCCACUCUAGCCAGUCAUUAGCCACUCUAGCCAGUCAUUAGCCACUCUAGUCAGUCAUUAGCCACUCUAGCCAGUCGUGGUUGUAGCAGUGGGCAAGGGUUGGUCUCGCCAUGUCACCUCCGUAGUCACUAAGUCAGUCACAAUCAACUAUUGUCAGUCACUAUCCACUAGCCAGUCGUGGUUAUGGCAGUGAGGCUCGCCACGUCACCUCCGUAGACACACUAGUCAGUCACUAUCCACACAGUAGUGGCUGUAGUAGUGAGGAGGCAGGAGCAGGAGGGCUAGUCUCGCCAUGCCACCUUUAAAUCACUCAAGUCUAGUCAGUCACUAUCCACUUCCAGCCAGCAGUAGCGACUGUAGCAGCGACGAGGAGUAGGAGGAGUAGGAGGGUUGGUUAGUGAUUGACGCACCAGUCAAUCACUAACCACUUCUACAGCCAGUGGUGGCUGUAACAGAGGCGGGGCGCUGGUCUCGCCAAGUCACUUCUGUGUAGUCACUUCAGUCAGUCACUUUCCAACUCAAACCAGGAGUUGGUGGUGGCUGUAGCAGCGAGGAGGAGGCAGAGGAGGAGGAGGAGGCAGAGGAGGAGGGCGGGGCGCUGGCCUCGCAGUUGUCACCUCUGCAGUCACUUCAGUCAGUCACUAUCCACUCCAUCCAGUCCGUGGCUGGAGCAGCGAGGAGGAGGGAGGAGGAGGAGGGCGGGUCUCGUCAAUGUCCCUGUGGCCGCCGAGCUGCUGCUGCGCUCGCUGCUCGCUCCUCUCUUUGCACUUUAACGCCCCAUGAGGGACAGGGAGGAGGCGGACUGGAGAGGUGAGGAGCAGCAGUUGAUGGAUGAUAAGAAAAAGAAGAAAGAUGACAAGAAGAAGAAAGAAGCCCCCAUGAAAAAGGCAACGGAACAAAAACCAAAAGUGCCAGAACCGACCAAAUCCGGUGCACAGCAGCCUGCUGGCAAUCACGCCAGCCACAGCACUUCCUGCACUAGCAACAACAGCACUAGAGGCAGCACUAGCGGAGCCAGCAACAGCAGCAGCAGCAACAACAACAAUUCCACCAGCAACACGGGCAAACGCUCGGCGCUCGCCGGCAACGGAGCUCAGCAGCAGCGGCAGCAGCAGUCGCAGCAGCAGCAGUCGGUGCAGCAGCAGCUGCAGGCAUUGGCAGGGCAGCCACAGCAGCAACAGGGGCAGCAGCAACAGGGGCAGCAGCAACAGCGUGGGUUUCCUACGCGAGAAGUGCCGCCAAGAUUCCGCAUGCAGGAGCAAAAGCAGCUUCUGAAGCGUGGACAGAUUCUGCCUGGCGCUGGCACUGCGGCGCAAGCCGUCAUUUCUACAGGCGGUGUCAUGGCGGUGCAGGGAGCUGCUGCGGGCAAUGCCGGCGUCUGUGGCAAUUCACCCUCUUCCUCUUCUGGUGUCAACAGUCAGCAUUCUUCAGCACAUCCCCUCCCCCAAGGUGGUGGCAGAGGCACCAGCGGCUUAGACGUGAGCCAGCAGAGCAUGGCGAGCGCCAGGAGCGGUGAAGCAUGGCCUGGCGGAGACGGGGACGCCACCGGGAGGCCCCAGGGGGCAGACGCCACGAGCGCCGGGACCGCCGGCAGUGCAAACGAGGGUGGCACCGGUGACGAUGGAAGCCGUAAAAAUGGUGCUAUGAACGCAGGAGCGUUGGUCCAAGGCGUUUCAUCCAGGCACAGCGACUCAUCCAGUGGCGACGCCUGGACGUUACCAAACCCAGAAUCCGGAAACGGCAAUUGCACCGUAUCCGGCAAAGAGGGGGCCAAAGAGGGCACGGCGUGGCAAGGCGGUGGCAGCGGCGGCGGCUGGGGCUCCAAGCACGUGCAGUGGAAGGACUGCCCUGUCACACCAGGCCAGCAUUCGAGCAGCGGGGCCUCUGCGGCCGCGGUCGGCAGCGCUCAGCAAGGACCCUCCAUGGGGGACGCCCAGAAGCCUGGCAACGGCGGUGGCGGCGGCCUUUGGUGCAACGGCGCACCGCACGGCGACAAAGAAAGCUCUUCCAAGCCAACGGCACAAAACGGACCUCUCAACGGCCUUCACAAGGCUGGGGCCAUCGGGCAGCAUGGGCCCAAUGGCCACGGCGGUGGCAGCUACGACGCGGACACUGUUUCUGUGAAUUCUUCUGCACCUUCGAUGAACAGACUUCCAGCAGGCUGGGGUGGUGACAAAAAGCAGGGUGUUUUGAACUCCCCGACCCAGCCUCAUCAGGGAGCUGCCAACUCCUCUGGGCCAGUGGGGGGUGGCGGCAACUUGGGUUGUGCCAUUUCAGGGAGGGGUGGGGCGGGCGUGCCCGACGGGAACAAUGCGGUCGGCGCCGCGGCUUCCGACAAAGGUUGGGACAACGGCAAUGACGGCGCGACGAGCUUCGGCUCAAAGGCGGCGAACGGUACUGUGAACGGUGGCAGUGUCAGCGGUUCAAAGCCUUCCGACGGCAAUGAUGCGGUUGGAAGCAAAAAAGAGACUCAGGGCCAGGUGAAAAGCCGCAAUGGCUUUUGGGGUAGCGGCGACACAGAGCGGAACUCGACUUGGGAAAGCAGCCAUAGUUUUCACAACAGCAGUGAGAACGGCAAAGACGAUGGCAUGAACGGGGAUGGCUGGGGCUCCAAACCCACGGGACAGCAUCAGCAGGGCGGCAAUGGUAAGGGGUCGAUGAGCACUUGGGAAGCACUUGGCGGGUCGGCCAGUGGCGGCGAGACGAACGGAGCGGGAUGGGGGAAAAUCUCGGGUGGCGGCGGCGGUGGUGGCGGCAGCGGUGGCAGCAGCACCAGCGUCAUUGUUGGCGGCGGUGCCGCCACCACCACCACCACGAGCGGCAGUGUCGGGAGCAACGAGGGCAGCAGCGGCGGCCACAGCGGCGGCCACAGCGGCGGCCGCGGUCGGAACGGCGGCAGCGGCUACGGAGGAGGGCGGGAGCACCGACGCGUCGCCAAGUUGGACUCGCAGACGGUCAUCCAGAGCGUGAUGAGCCGUAAGGACCUGGACCCCCGUGUGCUCUCCAACACGGGCUGGGGACAGACGCCCGUGCAACAGCACACGUCGUGGGACGUAGAGUCGGCGGCCGCGGCGGCGGUGGCGCCGGUGCCGCCGCCGCCGAACCGCACCGCGCUGCAUCCUCGACAGCAGUCCAACGGGAGCUCUGGCGACAGCUCCUGGAAUUCCGGAGCGGGUUCUGCAGGCGCACCGGUCUCUGGGUGGGGAGACGGUGGCAGGCCGCCUCCACCUUCUGGCGCAGGUCUGUCAGUGGGGAGAUGGGCAGAUCCCGGGUCUGGCCGCGGAGAUGGCCGGCCGGGUGGACCACCGCCCUCCUCCGAACGGGGGUUCGGGGAACCUUCGGCAAACUCCUGGGCCGUUAACAAAGAGCAGCAUCAGCAAGGCAAGUCGCCCGGCGCGACGUCCUCUUGGGGCGAGCACGCCGCGUCGAAGCAGGCGCCGUCGGGUUGGGGCGGGCACGGUUGGGAGGGCAACGGCGGGCAGAAGCCGUCGUCGGGCUGGGAGGACGAUCGGAGCGAAAGCUCCCCGGGCUGGGGCGACGCUCCCCGAGGGAGGAGCGGCAGCGUCAAGUCGAGCGGCGAGUGGGGCGGACCCGAGCCCAAAGCGGCGCCCGACGAAUCGGCUCAGCCAAAGUCGGCGCGAGGGUGCCGGGAGCCCCCCGUGCCAAUGAACGACUCGUGGGGCGCUCAACCAAAUAAGCCGAACUAUAACCAAAGCGGGGGCGAUCACGCCAAACGCGCCGCAGCCUCGGCAGGCUGGGGCGAUUCUGACUACAACCGCGGCGCUCUGCCACAAAAGUCCGCGAGGGCCGGCGGUGGUAGCGGCGGUCCCCAGGGGUGGAGUGACGAGCCGGGCGGCGGCUGCAAAGAGAUGCCGCAAGGCUGGGGAGACGCCUCCAAGCAGAGCGACGGUUUAGGAAAUUGGGGCGGCACCCCGGUCGGAGGUGGGAGGGAUAGCUCAUGGGUCGCCGGUAACACGGGGGGAGGAGGAGGAGGGCAGACUGCGGGCAAAAUAUUGCAGGAUGGCUCGGGUUCGGGCUCAGGCUGGGGAGAUUCCUCAAAGACGCCCACGUCGAGAGACUGGGACGAUGGCAAAGAUGGGCCCAGAGCCUGUGCGGAUGGCUGGGACGGCAGAAACGGUGCCACCAAAGUCGGAGAAAAAGCAGGGGGUUGGGGCGAGGAGCAUCCGGCGGGCGAGACUGGCGAGCGCUGGCGCAACCAGCACGGUGAUGGCAAUCCCGCGAAUUCCUGGGGCCAGAAUGGCAACGCGGGGCCCAAUCCUAACAAGCAGGUAGGAGGAGGUAUAGGUGGUGGUGGAGGCGGCAGUGGUGGCAGUGGUGGAGGUGGUGGUGGUGGUGGUGGAGGAGGAGGUUGGGUUGGGGGUCCUAUCCCAGCGAUCCCCAAAGACGUGGAGCCCACGGGCUGGGAGGAGCCGGCGGCGCAGGCGGGCCGGCGUAAGGGGGACGUUGACGACGGCACGGCGGCCUGGGGCGACCCCAGCGCCUACAACACGCGCGGCGUCAACAUGUGGGAGGGCAAGCAAGGCGGCGGGGGUGACGGCUUCUCGCGGGACGGCAAGCAGCAAGGCCGUAACGACGGCCGCGUCCAAGGCUCCCCGAGCGUCGCUCCAGGACCUGGCAUGCCAGUGGAUAACGGCACGUCCAUGUGGGGCAAGGGGGUGAGCGGUGGGCCCUCGUGGGGCGAGGGGCGUGACGGCGGGAUGGGCCACGCGGGGCCUUCUCGCUGGGCCAACACCCCAGCAGCCGCAUCGAUUCCGAACCGCUCCGGUAAAGGCAUGUCGGACAGGUGGGCCGCUGGCGCAGGAGGAGGAGGGCACCUCGAGAAUGGCGGCACAGGCGGCGGUGGCGGCGGGGCACGCCCUGGCUGGCGUCAGCUGUGUGGCGGCGACGACGACGCGAUGGCUGACGACGGAGGUGAUGACGAGGACGAGGAGGAGGCGGGAGAGCCCGGCGGCUGGAGCGCCUGUGCCACGGCGUCGCAGGACAGCGCCUCUCCCCACGGCUCGGCCGGAGGGUGGGGGCGUGGUGGCCGACGGGGCCCAGCGGGCCCACCGGGCCCACAUAAGGGAAUGGGAAAAGUGCCAAACAGGCAGGAGGAGCUGAUAUGCAGACUUCUCAAGCAGCUCACAGACAUGGGCUUUGCACGCGAGGUGGCGGAGGAAGCGCUAAGAGGCAGCAACCUCAACGUGGAUCUUGCUCUUGGAAUACUGCAAAAGGCGGAACUGGACAGACGUUCUCUGGACUACAGCAGCCUGCUGUGCCGGAAUCCAGUGCAGCGAGACUCCUCCACAGACCGCGCCCCAUAUUUCGACAAGCUCACACUGUCGCUGGGUAGCCAGGACUCAGGGCUCGCAGACGAGCCUCCGGGUUCUCCGUGCCCGUCCUCCCCGCCCACAAAGCUUUGCUUUGCUGCUGCGGGCGCCGCUCAAGGUCCCCGGCCCACCCCUCCCCAUAACCCCAGCCCAGCCUCCCAGCAGAAUGGUAACCCCAGCCUGUUGGGCAGGAACCUGCACCACCAGCCCUCGGGCCACCAGCAGCUGCCCUCGCCUGGCCAGCCCUUCCCACUGUCGCCCUCGGGCCUUCGCUCACAAGUGCCUCCUCACUUCCUCACCCCUCAGGUGGCGCCUGCACAGCUGCUACAGUACGCAGCAAAGGCUGGCGCCCUCAACCCCGCGUUGCUGCUGCAGCAUCCCCUGGCUAACCCGCAGAUGGCUGUGUUCAGCCAGCUGGCCCAAGCACAGCUACAGCUGGCCCAACAGAGGCUGCUUCUGCAGCAGCAGCUGUCCCAGCAGACCCAGAGAAACUCAUUCAAACAACAGCGGGAGCAGCAGAUGGCUCGGACAAUCGGAAGCUUGCAGCAUCAGCAGUCGCACAAUCAACAACAACAGCAGCAGCAGCAACAGCAGCAGCAGCAGCGCAUGCCGCCUUUUGCGCCUGGCAAACCUCAGCAUGGCUUGGGACCCAACCCCGGCCCAAUCAUCGCUUCCGGUCGCCCGGACCUGCACGCCAAAGACAUGAACCCACUGCACUCCUAUUCCAGCUUCCUGGCGCCAGCCUUGGGAGACAGCGUGGCAGACUUCGGCAGCCUCGGACUAAAGGAGCCCACUCAGUCGCGGCUCAGUCAGUGGACCGUAAGCUCCGGGAUGGACUCUCUGCCCGGCGGAAUGCACUCCUUGGACCAGGGGCACGGCAAGUCAGUGAGCGGGUUGGCCAAGCUCUCGCUGGACGACCAGGCCUUCGGCCCUUACUCGAUGCUGCAGGGCGUCAGCGACGACCCGGCUAGCCCGCUAGCGCCGCUCGCCAACGGCUGGGGCAACACCAAGCCCGGGCAUCCUCCUCCGUCUUCGUCAUCCUCGUCUUCAUCCUCCUCCGCCUCCUCUUCGUCCUCCGUGUCCGACAAGCACCCACACAGCCCCACCCCGGCACCCGUGGGCUGGCCUCCAGAGUUCCGCCCUGGUGAGCCGUGGAAAGGACUGCAGCACGGGCAAAGCGACGUGGAGUCCAACCUGACCCCUGGAGGAGGAGCCGCAUUACUCAGGGACAGGGGCGCAGGGUCCAUGUCGUCGUCAUCUCUCAACGCCACAACGCUGCCUUCCUCCAGUGCCUGGUCCCUCGGUGCCUCUGGCCACAGCCACCGCAAUGGCUUCACCCCCUCAUUCUCUGCUGCAGCCAAAAUCUCAGAGGCUAAGUCGGCGUGGACUCCCGGUGCGUCCCUGAGCCACGAGCUGUGGAAGGUGCCGCUGAACGGGGGGGGCCGCGGGCUGUCCGGUGGGCCUCGGCCACCGCCGGGCCUUCCCGGGCUCAGGCAGCCGUCGCUGUGGCCCUCGGGACGCUGGGAAGGCACUGAGGCAGGCCGUCUCCCCCCGCCAGCGUCGAGUUGGAGCGGCGAUUCCUGCGGCGGUGGCGGCGGCGGCGGCGGCGGCGGCCUGGGUCGUUCCAGCACCUGGCUGGUGCUGCGCAACCUCACCCCGCAGAUCGACGGCUCGACGCUGCGCACGCUCUGCAUGCAGCACGGCCCUCUCAUCACCUUCCACCUGAGCCUGGCGCACGGCAACGCCCUCGUGUGCUACAGCUCCAUCGCCGAGGCGGCAAAGGCCCAGAAGUCCUUGCACAUGUGCGUGCUGGGAAACACCACCAUCGUGGCGGAGUUCGCCACUGACGAGGAGAUCAGCCGUUUCUUCUCUCAGCCGGGACAUUCGGCCGCUCCGGGCUGGCCGCCGGCGCCCGGCCCAGCGCCGUCCUCCAACCUCGACUCGGUCAACGGCGGCCAAGGUCAAGGCCGGGGGCCGGUGUCGGCCGACAACUGGAGCGUGGGCGACGAGGGGGGCGGCACCGGCUCCCUGUGGAGCGUGCCGUCCCCGUACAAUUCGGCGGCGCCGUCCGCCAGCGCUGGCAUGUGGGGCGGCGGCGGCGGCGGCGGCGGCGGCAACGGCGGCGGAGACGGGACGCGUGGCAGGCUCGGCAGCCCGCCACCACCUCCCCUAAAUUCCUUCUUGCCCGGGGACCUGCUCGGAGGGGAGGCCAUGUGAAACGUGCCGUGUGCUUUCUGGUCGGCGGCGGGGGGGAAGGCUUGGAAAGUUCCGCGAGGGGGGGGUGCCCCGACGGGUUUUGCUGGCGCGUUGGUGUUGGUGGGAGGACGUGGUGGCGAGGACUCUCGGCGCCAGCUUCUUCGCGCCUCCUUCAGCCGACGCCUUCCGAGACGGCGUUGGCGCCCGAGGGGGGAGGUUCUCGCCGGCGGCGACCGCCACGCCGCCGCCGCCGCCGCCAUGGUUUGGUGGGGGGGGGGGGCGACAUGGAACGCGCAAAGGAGGGACGUUUGUCCAUUUCUCACGCAAAUGACAAAACAACAAAAGAAAAAAAGAAUUGACCUGAAUCAUUCUCAUCACUUAUAGCACUUUCUGUGGGGAAAACAAAAAAAAAACAGAUACUAUGAAUACUACAGUGUAAUUUCAGUGAACUUCAUAAUCUAGAUUUUCACACUAGCACUCGGCUGUGGUUGAGAGGAUGAUGCAGCCCAGUCUCUUAAUACCUUUUUGUAGAAAGGAUUUCGUACGUGACUUUACUGGUUUGAGCGUUUACGCUUGACGUGCAAACACUAUGGUUUGGAAGCCAAUGGAAGUGGAAUGGAAAGUGAAACGAACACAUUACAAACAAGGGGGAGUUGGUGGGACGGGGCGGGGGGGGGUUUGUAUUUUACUUUUCCAAUGCCUUGCGGGUGGGUGUAGUGGGGGGGGGGGCGCGAGCCAAAUCCACAGCUUGUAGUGAACACUCGCACACACGCACAACACACACUCUUCCUCUGUUUGCAAAAGAUAGGGAGCCAGUAUAUGUAUUAGUACAGUACAUUCCUUUCCCUGCUGCUUACGGCCCCCCCCCACCUUAUUUAGUAGCGCCCCCCCCACACAGUGCCGUGGGCCACUCUGUCUGGGUCACGAGCAUACUGCACAAGUCAUUCAACCGUGGCAGAAUCCUGCAAGAAGCCGAGACACAAAACAGGCCCCGAGCAUCUUACUACAAUGCCACUGGACCCCCCCCCCCCCCCGCCCGCCCCUUCCUUUACCGACCCUCACUCACUGGGCAGGUGGCAGCAGCAGUGGCGGAGUCGCAAGAAUCCCGUGACCCACAAACUCCACGUCGCUAGUCCACCCCAGACUGAUCACGUCCUCUUGUCUCUUCACCCCUCCCACCCCCCCCGGUCCGCCCCCACUCCUAGCACCUAGACUCCACACGUCUCUCUCUCUCUCUGUCCACCCGGCACUCCCGCACGCCGUCCUCUUUGCAGGUUCACCGAGUCCUCGCUACUACUGCUACUCUAUGCUCCUAUGCAAAAAUGGCCAGAGAGGCAUUGAGAUUAUACAAAUGCCGCCGGUACGAUUGCACACAAAACCCUCCCUCGCGAGUCUUCUGUGAAAUUCUAGAUGCUUGGGAAAAAAAACGUUCUCAAAAAAAAAAAAACUUAACUUGGAGCGUGCAUAGUUUACAAGACCCUGGCGUUUGAGCAACAACGGGUUGGUGCCGCGCGCGUGGCAAAUCAAACUGCGGACUGUUUAGGCGGAAGCCACUAAGCCGGAUUUUUGUGGGUGGGUUGGAGUGGCGACGAGGUGGUGGCGGUUGGAUGCCGUGGCAGUUUGAACAGACGUCACGCCGUGCACGCGCGUGUGGUUCAUUUGACGGAAGACGCCCGAUAGCAGCUUCACAUUGCCUUGGACAUUGCAAAUUUGGUGUUCAGCUCGAGUCGUCCACUGCACUGCCACACGCCGAGAGGAGGCCUCUUCACGCACGGCAGCGAAAAUCCACGUGGCACUCCGGGAGGUGCCGGGUGGGUGGGUGGGGGGUUCAGCCGGUGUUCAGGUCACUGCGCUUGUUGUCAGCACCGUUUCUUUUUCUGCAAGCAAUUGUGCCCCGGGGCCACCGCGCGCUACCGAGCGGCGCUCGCUCGUGUGCCGUCGCGCCCCCCACCUUCCCCCCACCUUCCCCCCACCUCGCCCCCCCCCCCCCCCCCCCCCAGCAUUGGCGGAGGGUCUCUCCGUUGCGCGGGGGUGGGGUCCGUCCGUCUCAUUCGCAUCGUCACGUCCGUUCCCCCCUGUGCGGCUUAUCUCAGUCCUACCGCAACGGUUUGCACACAUCUCGAAUCAUCUUCUCCAAAGUGCUCGCAGUUUCCAACUUUAAAAAAAAAAAUCAUGAUGAAUUUUAAAACAACAAAAAACUUUUCUGACUUUCGUUUUGCUUGUGUUUCUGUGGCGCAGUAGGCUGCUCUGGUUGUGUGUAAACGUUGCAGUAUCUUGUUUGAGCUGAAGCCAAUCGAGCCCUACUUUCUCUCUACAAUAGCAAUCAUACGGGGGGGGCCCGCAUUUCGCAGAAUGUAAAGUUUAUCGCUGGUAUCUCAACAGGUUGGGCUUUGGGAGUUGAGAAUCGGGACACUUACGUGAGCACACUGGUGAUUUUCAAAGCCUGUGGUUAUGACCAUCAUCUUCUUGCAUCCAAAACAUAUCGAGUCCAAUACUUGAAUCAUUCAGGCCAAAUAAAAAGUAAAAAAAAAAAAGUUUUUGGGAGGGUUUUUUUGAUGUUGAUGAAAACCACAUUAAUAGCGCUGAGCCGGGUACAGCUUAGCAAGCAAGCAGCAGAAGAAGAAGAAAAAUCCCUUUAGAUUCCUUAGAGGACAAUUUUUUUUUUUAGUAGUCGUAAUUAGUAAGUGUGUGGUGUACUUGGUUAGUCGAUAUGUCGUGGUUCCCGGUGUUGUUGCGCUGUACAGACGCGGUGACUCGCCACCGUGCGCUCGCGUUGUCGAUGUCGGUUCUUGGCAAUGCACUGAGCGCAUCGCUGCCAAGCGAUGCGCGCUAAAGGAACCCUUCCCCCUCUCCCCCUGCAGGCGACGCUUCACGUUUAAAACGCAGUUUACUUGACGAGUGUUUUAAUCACAAUUGUUAUAACUUCCCCCGGUUUCGUUUUAGUUGACAUUUAACUCAUCCCCUCCCCUCCCCCCAAAUUUUAGUUAAUCUCCCAUCAAUCAUGAAGGCGUUAGACCGCGAGAGCUCCAACCUCCGAACCUAAUGCUACGUUGUUUUGUUUAAUUUCCGGAAGAGGAGGAAGGAAAAAUAACUUAAACAAAGCUUUGAAAGACAAGAAAACGUUUUACGUUACGGAAAAAAAAAAAAUGAAAAAAAAGUUGAAAAUCUAAAAAAAAAUGUAAACGCCGUCGUCGUCGUCAUCAUCGUCGAUCGUGGUGAAGCUUUUGCACCGUUCUCGUGGAGUGGCGGUGAAUGAGAAGUUGGUAAUCAAUGUGCACUUGAGAGAGAGCGAGAGAGUAGCAUUGCUACCCCCCCCCCCCCCUCUGGCCAGAGAAGAAUGAAGGCUUUUUUUUGAGAAUUAAAAAAAGCAAAGCAAAGCACUUGCAGAAGAGCCCUGGAUGUAAGUUGGGAGGAGCCUGAAAGAUUCCAGGCACCCUCUUGUUUACAGAACUUUCUUCCUGGAUCUUGAGCUUUCACUCGUUACAAAAAAAAAGACUUUUUAGUUUAAAAUGAAAAAUUCAACCCCCCCCCACCACCUGUACGGCCAAGUCGCCCCCCACAGUACACGGUUGCGGGAAGAAUAAAGAACGUACGACCUUGGAAGUGUGAAAACUGUUGUCGAAGCCAUUGGAUGGGAUCCCUGUCGUUUGGUUUUCCACCAAAAAAAAAGCCGAGCGAGCGAAGGAAAGAUGUUGUUGUCAUUAUUAUUUAAGAAGACGAAAAAAACAAUUCUGAAGCAAAGAGAAAUAAAACUCAGGUUCCCAUCAGAGGAGAGGCGCCUUUCUCUGAACCCUUUAUAACCUCCAGCCAUUAAAAAAAAAAUGGUAAUCCUCUGCUGCGUUGUAAUUUUGCAUUAACGGUAAUCGCCUGCCAAAACGUGAGGAGCCCAAGUCGUCCCCGUAGCGCGUGAAAGUUUGGUUGCAUUCUAUACGGGAGGUGGCAAGCCCUGAUUGGUCUCCAUAACCCUGUUGUCUCGCGACCACUGCAACCACAGUUGUCGCCGAGUCUUAAUAAUUUGAUUUUCUUUCAAGUUUGUUGGGGUGGUGGGGGGGGUUGCUUUCUUUGUUUGCUGCCAUAAACGUGCGCAAAGUGUUAGUCCCGUUUUGCACAUUUCGGUACAACAACAAAUGGGGAAAAUUUAAAACAAAUCUUUUUCCAAACACCGCUUUGGUGGUGGUCGUGCAAGCUCUCUUAGUUGCCUGCAGCAUUUGCGCCGCGCAUGUAAUAAAAGGGGACCGGGUUUUUGGCACCUCCUGCUUGGAAUUCAAUCUCGCUUGAACCGACCGGGCUAUGUGGUUGUGUGCCGACAAAAAGUGCAAAGUUUUUCAAUCAUGCUUUACGUGUUUGUUUAUUUGAUAGUAUUAGUGGACGAAAAUGAAGGUUUGUUACUUGUUACAAGUGCACUGCCGACACGUUUUUCUUGUUUGGAGGUUUUAUGUUAUAAUAAUUAUCAUCACCAAGUUGUGGAUUAUUCGAUGUGUCCCCCCCCUCCCUCCCAAGGGAAUUUCGCGUUGGUGUUGAGCGCGUGUGGUUAGGUUUCAUUGCCGAUUUCUUUGGCUGCUGUGUGCUUAUGGAAAAAAAAAUAAGGCUGAUGUAGCAAACUUAGCGGCUCUAGAGAGACUAUGCAUAAUUGAAGUUCAAAAAAACGAGACGAGAAAUAUUUACAAAUGUUUUUGCCCGUUACCCUUUGUUCCCGUUACUCGAUUUGAACUCGUGUGUGGUCAUACGAGCACGGGGGAGGGGUAACGUGUAAGUAUGGUGUAGUAGGAUUAUAAACAACAACAAAGUGAUAACUUAAUUUACACCCGGGUUUAGAGGACAGGCGUUUGUGAGCAAGAAAAAAAUGUUUUGACUUGAAACUCCAUGAGACGUCAAAGAUGAUGCUGCCUUGUCAAGAAACGAGACCUCGACUAAACGGCGCGGAGUUUGGUGCAUUUAAAACGUCGAUUAGGUACUUACAACAAACAACGUUUUUUUUGCUGAUUGAGAAUGUUACCAUAAUGUGAAGCAGUUACAGUACUUUAAAACAAGUUGACUCAUUUUAAGAAUAAAUGUCUUGCUUAGCACACGUUUAGUUUCUCUGUGGCUCCUUGUAUUAACGUGCCAAAUUUUUGCCAGUGUACGAUAAUGCUUACGGCCUGUGUUGCUGAAUAACGAGUGUUGAAAGCAGCAUAAAUGUGGGUACUGUG
Petromyzon marinus (sea lamprey) is the source of this 13257-nucleotide messenger RNA. The record is from RefSeq and is a predicted model, not a curated record. Lineage: Eukaryota; Metazoa; Chordata; Hyperoartia; Petromyzontiformes; Petromyzontidae.